AGAAAGGAAAGCCCCCGACAUUGCAUAAAACCUUGCCUGGGGAUUGUCAUGUCAUGCGGUGGCGGUUGCUUCUCAGGCAUGUCGCACGGCUGCAACUUGCCUCGCAAGCCAACAAGCACAUCAUAUAUAUUUAGGCGCGUGCGGAGCGGAUUCCCCGACUAGUGCGAGUCGCGCAAGGCGUCCCUUACCAUCCAUAUUUAGGCGCGUCCUGGUGCGCGAGGUAGUUGCGUAGUGUCGAUCACGAACCAGUGAUUCAGGUGUUACUGUGGCCGCUCGUUGGCAAGCAUUCUCGUUUAAAGCCAAUAGCAAGAAGGCGGUCAAUUAUAUCUUUGACCGCCGAGAGACUGACCGUCGAUACGGUUGCAGCAACGGUUCUGAUUUAGCAGGUUUCUGUACUUCGGUAUCGGAGCCACGAGUGGCGGCAUGGGGACGAUGCUUCAGGGCAGCAGCAGAGGGCAGUCCGGGUUCACGCAGGGCCCGCGCGGCAGAGAGAGCAGGAGCCAUGCGGACAAGAGCAAGAACGAAGACAAGGAGAUCAAGCCUGGUUUUGAAGAGGGGAAGAGUGAAGGGAAGGAGUCCAGGCGAGGAGGGAAGGUGAGCAGGAGUCGGCAGGAGGCGUUGGAGCGAGAGAGGGAGGCGAGGGAGGAGAAGGAGCAGGCGCAGGAGGGGCAGCACGCGUGGAGCAAGGACGAUAUCAAGUAUGCGCGGGACGCGGCGGCGGUUAGCCGGAACGUGGCACGGCUGAAACGACAGCAGGCCAAGGAGAAGCGCAACAGCUUCGUGAAUGAGUGAGCAGCAGCCAAGCCACUCUGGUGAUGCUUUCAAGACACGCUGGUCUGUUGCUUUUAACACGUGGCGGUCUGCUGCUGGGAACGUUGCCCGCAGCGACAGCUCGUGACGGGCUGUCAGCCGUUACGCUGCACCCCACACUGCCGCCCAACCCAAGUACACUUUGAGGCGCCUCAGAAGCAGAGUGGGGUGGCACGAUUGAACCCGCCUGCACGAUUGAACCUGCCUGCAUGAUUGAAUGGCUGGUCCAGUGCCUGUGGUGUAAGGGCUAAUGCACCACAGUGAGCGGUAGAAGCUGGGUGGUGGUGGAGAAAGGAAAGGACACUGGAGCUAGAGCUGUGGGCGGAGCGUUUUCUGCUGUUGAUGUCCUUCUGAAGCUUUUUUUAAUGGUCGAAUGCAUGGUAAUGGAUAUCACAGUUGGUGUGACAUGAUUCACUUCUUGCUGAGAUUGGGGCAUGAUGUUUAAUGAUGCUGUUUAUGA
Molecule: messenger RNA, 1270 nt
Organism: Closterium sp. NIES-67
Lineage: Eukaryota; Viridiplantae; Streptophyta; Zygnematophyceae; Desmidiales; Closteriaceae
Source: the annotation of a GenBank genome assembly